Messenger RNA from Tigriopus californicus, 2641 nucleotides. Its product is annotated as major facilitator superfamily domain-containing protein 1-like. Lineage: Eukaryota; Metazoa; Arthropoda; Copepoda; Harpacticoida; Harpacticidae. Gene Ontology annotation, molecular function: transmembrane transporter activity. Gene Ontology annotation, cellular component: lysosome. The coding region runs from base 238 to 2034 and encodes 598 amino acids. The transcript is spliced from 7 exons. Gene Ontology annotation, biological process: transmembrane transport. The record is from RefSeq and is a predicted model, not a curated record.
GAAGCAUACCAGAGCACCCCUUCCCUCUCCCCUGUUAUCAAACUAAUUUUGACACACCUCUAAUUGGAAGGAUGCAUCAUACCACACCACGUCCUUACCCAACCACUGUAGAUUGGGUUAGCUCCUACGAGAGUGAAUACUCGGAUGAGAUGGGUGGAGGGAGAGCUACUAGGAUUUUAAAUCCAAGGGUCAGCCAGAGAAUACAAGGGGAGACUCUUCAGGAAAGAGUGCGUGUAAAUGAGAGUACGGGAAGAGAUAGACGCGAUCAGAAGCGCUGGGGCUAACCGGCGUGGCCCAGUUGAAAGUUACGAAGGCGUUCACUCCUUUUGGGGCGCUCCUCUCUUAUCUGAACAACAACAGACAAUAGCGUCCCGGACUUUGGAAGGCAGGCUAUCUAGUAUCAUGGUGUGGCAUACACCCUCUCGACGUCGUCGCUAUCUCCUCCCAAGCCCUCACGCCGAACGCCCACCAAACCAUCCAAUGACGCACGAUCGCAUCGAUCUUCCUAUCACAAUCAAUGCAUAUGCCAAUCCAUUCGAAAUGGCCAACGACGACAUCAUAAACCCGGAUCAUCUCGAUCAGGAUCGGUUACGGGAUCUUCCUCACAUCAUGGUGGAUGAGUAUGAUCCAGAGCCGGGGAGCGAGUUUGGUUUCAUUGUGGAGAGGCCCGGAUUUUGCCAUCCUCGUGGAUGGUGUCAAAAACUGAUGGUGUUAUUCCUCAUGUGUCUUUUGGGGUUUGGGUCGUACUUCUGUUUUGAUACCCCUGGAGCGCUGCAGGACGACAUCAAGUCGAUAAUGGGGGUAACCACCUAUCAGUUUGCCUCCCUGUAUUCCUGGUAUUCAUGGCCCAAUGUUGUAUUGCCCAUCUUUGGUGGUUAUCUGAUCGAUCGAGUUUUAGGCCUUCGAAUUGGAGCUGCGUUUUUUGCCUUUGUCCUCAUCCUGGGUCAAGGCUGCUUCGCCCUUGGGAGUUUUGCGGACAGCUUUCUUCUCAUGGAAGUUGGUCGAUUCAUCUUUGGCAUUGGCGGCGAAUCCUUGGCUGUGGCUCAAAACACCUAUGCCACCACUUGGUUUUCUGGAGACAUGCUGAACACGGUUUUUGGUCUGCAGUUGAGUGUGGCUCGGUUAGGAUCAACGGCGUGUUUCCAGGUCACCGGUUAUUUGUACAACUUUCUUUGGAACACAUUUUUCGGACAGUGGAAUGACAAUCAAAUUUUGGGCACCACGCUCCUAGUGACUGCCCUUACUUGCGUCAUGUCAUUUUUGGCAUCUUUGAUUAUAGGAUGUUUGGACAAAAGGGCCUCUCGAAUCUUGGAGACGAGCAACUCCGAAGUUGAAAAGAUCCGUUUGGCGGAUAUCAAACAAUUUCCACUUCAAUUCUGGAUCAUUUGCUUCAUUUGUGUGGCCUACUACGUGGCCAUUUUCCCUUUCGUGUCUUUGGGGCAAGUGUUCUACAUUCAAAAGUUUGAUUUCUCCACGGAAGCGGCCAAUACGAUCAACGGAUUGAUCUAUUUGAUCUCAUGCUUUGCCUCACCGGUUUUUGGCGCCGUGAUCGACAGAUUCGGGCUUAAUGUGUUCUUCGUCAACGCCGCUGUGGUAGCCACCCUGCUCGGACACAUCUUAUUGGGCUUUACUACCUUAAACCCUUAUGUGGGGGUCGGCAUCAUUGGAGUAGCAUACAGCAUGCUGGCCAGCUCACUCUGGCCUCAAAUUACCUACGUCAUCCCUGAGCAUCAACGGGCAACUGCAUUUGGUCUCAUGCAAGCGGUUCAAAAUGCGGGUCUCGCCACGAUCACUCUGUUAGCCGGACUCAUAGUAGAUUCCUUCGGCUACCUUUGGCUAGAGGUUUUCUUCAUGGGCUGUUUGUGCAUAGCCCUAUUUGGUGGGAUUGCCCUGUGGGUGGUGGACGCCAGGGGAAAUGGAAUUUUGAACAUGACCCGCCAGGAAAGGUUGAUUUUCUUCUUAAAACGUGAACAUGAACCUAUUUUUGACGAUCAAUCUCUCUUGCAAGAGGAUCUGGAAUGGUUAGAGUCGUAAAUGAUUUGCAAUCAUAUUUGCGAGGGAACCACACUUUUGCCCAAUUCGGUCACAGACAAUGGAGAGUUGAACAUUUUAUAAUGCUGAACUGUAAUGUACAUAUGUAACUGGGAAGGGGAGAAAUGUGUAAUUAGUGUGUGAACACCCGGACAUUUGAGCUGCAACGGAAUUGAACUAAUCUAAAAUUGAAACCUUCUAAUGAUAAUCGCAAUUCCUUUUGUUUAAAGACACUUCUUAAAGCUAAUGCAUGGCUAAAUUUGAUUUUUUUUUAUCCCUUGAGGUAACUACACCAUUGCUCAAAAGGCUAGGGUUGAGGAAAUGAUUGCUCAAAAUGAAUAUUCUUGUAAUGAGUUACAUGUAUCCAUGAACAUAUUAGAAACAUUAUAAUCACAGAUCAUUAUUCAUACUGUAAAUAGAUUGUGUCUUUGUAUGUGCAUUGUGAUCAAUUUUAAAUUGCUCAAGAAAAUUUUCCUUGUAUUUUCAUUUUGAAUUUUUUCUCAGAGUUCUUUUACUAAAUACUUGCUCCAAGGUUGACCAGUGUACCCAUAAUUUGCCGUUGCUAAUAAGUGCGUGUUCCGAAAAUCUCAACGAGAAUAAAAUCGCUAAC